Messenger RNA from Trypanosoma brucei brucei TREU927, 1467 nucleotides. It is a transcript of the gene Tb927.7.690, whose product is annotated as zinc finger protein, putative. Bases 1 to 1467 code for a protein of 488 amino acids. NCBI's taxonomy places the organism in Eukaryota, Euglenozoa, Kinetoplastea, Trypanosomatida, Trypanosomatidae. Gene Ontology annotation, molecular function: metal ion binding. The record is from RefSeq and is a predicted model, not a curated record. The transcript has a single exon.
AUGCAAAAGAAGAACUGCAGGUGGAAACCGGACGAAACUUCUUCAGAGUGCCAACAAUGUGCCCAAGCGUUUGAUUUCUUCAGCAGGCGGCACCACUGCCGAUGUUGUGGGGGCCUCUUUUGUGGUUGUUGCUCGGGCUCCUUCAUUCCACGCGAGCUGUUGCAUAAAGUUUGUCAAGUGAAGGAAAUAAAACCACAUCAUCCACAUGUGGACAACAAUCCGGAGGAAAAGGAAACGCAAAGUGGUGGGAACCCGUCUCUUUUCGCGGGUCUCAUAAAUACUUUCAUGGGGAGGCUCUCGGCUUUACAGCGUGUGUGUUUAAAAUGCCAUUGGAAGGCGCGGAGACUUUUAGAAGCCUUUACAGAACCAUCCAGCAGUGCCGCAGAUCCCACUACAACUCAUCCGUCUUAUCCAAUAAAAUGUACUUUACCCGGCAGUGGCAGAGAGCGGAAGAUUUAUGUUAUUUCUCUGCGUGGCAAAUCUCUAUUUGAUAAGCGUGACUAUGUUGGGUUGUCGGCAGUCUUUGAAGAACUUGAGCGACUUAUCGGAGAAGGUACCGGUGUCCCCAAUGCAACAGACGAGUGUCAUGAUGGUCGAAGUCAUAGCGCAACUCUCAACCCCAGUCCAUCAAAUGACUCAAUUUCUACGCUUUACAGUAGUGAUCAAAGUACAUUUGAGGCCACCUUAUGUUUUGAUGAAGCGGGAGCACACCGCUGGAAACGCCGGCGAGGGAUUAUGAACCUGGAGGAAUCACCUCGGAAGAGUUACCACAGAGUUACAUUGCAGGUGCCAGUUCUGAUACCAGAGUGUAAAGGUGGUGAUACGCUUGCAGGCACUGUAAGUAAUGUGCGAGUUCGUACUCGACUUGUUGGACUUACUCAACAGCAAAGUUUCAACCGUGAGGUUUUACAACAGGAAACAAUUGGUACUGAUGCGUAUGUCAUACUUCCUGAUGAGGAACUUGGACCCGUUCCGCGAUAUAGUGGUAUUACUCCUGAAAGUAGCUUUGUACUUGAUGCCUUUGGCACACCUGCAACAGGAAAUGGAAGUGUGGUAUCCGAGCCAUCAUAUUUCGCGGCGAAUUCAACACUCAACCCUUCGGGAGUUGUCUCGCGUCUUAAUCGUGGAAUCGACUGGUUGGCCCACGGCACGUCGAUGGAUGGCAUUCGUUACGUGUGGGAAACAAUUGAGCAAUUUGGAGGAGCAACGCCUAUUUGUGCUGUAAUUGAUUACACACCAUGUGAUAAGGAAACUUCAACACCAGGAAGUCCCGUCACUGCGGACACGAGCAAAUGCCGCAGUGAUGGCGCCUAUACAUUUGGAAGCGGCCCAAUUUAUGUGCAUUGCCACAAAAGUGAAGAACAGCGAUAUCCAUCUGUGAGGGAGCAGGCGUCUGCAUUACAUCGGGCCUUACUGCUUGUUGUUGGCAAAGUUAUUGUUCGUGAUUGGUUACAACAGAAUGUGUAA